Molecule: messenger RNA, 562 nt
Organism: Cuscuta epithymum
Lineage: Eukaryota; Viridiplantae; Streptophyta; Magnoliopsida; Solanales; Convolvulaceae
Source: the annotation of a GenBank genome assembly
UAUAUGUAGCACUUUGAAAAGCCCUAAAAGCUUCAAGUAUCUCCCUUCAAUUUCUUGUGUACCAAGAACAACCAAACAGCUGUGAAUUGAAUUAAUAAAUCCAUAUAUCCAUGGAAAUCCCAAAAAAGGUCCAUAAGUUGAAAAUUAGACACAUUAGUAUUCUUAUUUUAAGCCUUGCUGCUCUAUCUCUUAUUGCAUAUUCCCUCAUAUGUCUUGUACCGGCCGAUUCUCUUGACCUUCUCAAGUAUUUCUUCCCUCUCUUGCUAUCAACAACUCUGUUUGUCAUCGUUGUCGCAGCGGGUUUUAAACGACAGGCCUUACCGGUUACGGAUGACUUCGAUGAAACAACAGCAGAAGAAAUUUGGAAGUACAUAACUAAAUAUGAUGAAGAUCAUCAACAUCCUAGUGAAUUAGUUCUUUAAUUUGAUGCACAGAUACCCUAAUAUUCCCAUGGCCAAGAGGAAUUAAUUUAAAUAUUGUAUCUUGUAGUAGCUAGUACUUUUUGGAUGUGAUAUUAACGUUCUCAUUUCAUUUGACAUAAAGUUUAAGAAUUUCAUUUGGC